AUGAUUUGUGAAAAUCAAACAAGAGUCACUGAAUUUAUUCUCCUUGGUUUUACCAACAACUCCGAGAUGCAAAUUUCCCUCUUCAUUUUAUUCUUGGCCAUUUACACAGUAACUUUGUUGGGGAACUUUCUUAUUGUCACAGUUACCAGCGUGGAUCCUGCUCUUCAAACACCCAUGUACUUCUUUCUCCGAAACCUAUCGCUUCUUGAAGUUUGUUUCACUUUGGUCAUGGUGCCAAAAAUGCUGGUGGAUUUAGUGUCACCAAGGAAAGUCAUUUCUUUUUUGGGCUGUGGUACCCAGAUGUACUUCUUUUUCUUCUUUGGCAGUUCUGAAUGUUUUCUUCUCUCUAUGAUGGCUUAUGAUCGAUUUGUGGCCAUCUGUAAGCCUCUUCAUUAUUCAACCAUAAUGAAUAGGUCCUUGUGUUUGUGGAUGGUCAUAGGCUCUUGGAUGUCUGGUGUUCCUGUGUCUAUGCUACAGACGGCUUGGAUGAUGGCCCUUCCAUUUUGUGGACCAAAUGCCGUAGACCAUUUCUUCUGUGAUGGACCGCCAGUCUUGAAACUAGUCACUGAAGACACAACUACGUAUGAAAUGCAAGCUCUUGCCUCCACGCUACUGUUUAUCAUGUUUCCCUUUUCUCUUAUUUUGGUCUCGUACACCCGCAUCAUCAUAACUAUUCUGAAGAUGCCAUCUGCUACUGGUCGCCAGAAAGCAUUUUCAACUUGUUCAUCACAUCUCAUUGUGGUAUCCCUCUUCUAUGGAACAGCAAGCCUGACCUAUUUACGUCCCAAGUCCAGCCAGUCUCCCGAGAGCAAGAAACUAGUGUCUUUGUCCUAUACUGUCAUCACACCCAUGUUAAACCCCAUCAUCUACAGCCUCAGGAACAAUGAAAUGAAAGGAGCAGUUAAGAGAACAAUCAGGCGCAGUCUUGAAGAAGUUAGAUGUGGUUUGAAUCCUAUUUUGUAG
This is a messenger RNA of Chinchilla lanigera (long-tailed chinchilla), 963 nucleotides long. Its product is annotated as olfactory receptor 10A7. The coding region runs from base 1 to 963 and encodes 320 amino acids. The record is from RefSeq and is a predicted model, not a curated record. NCBI's taxonomy places the organism in Eukaryota, Metazoa, Chordata, Mammalia, Rodentia, Chinchillidae. Gene Ontology annotation, cellular component: membrane. Gene Ontology annotation, biological process: G protein-coupled receptor signaling pathway. The transcript has a single exon. Gene Ontology annotation, molecular function: olfactory receptor activity; G protein-coupled receptor activity.